GCCACCAUGGUCGUGGGGAACCACACAGUAACUCUGUUCAUCUUGCAGAGCUUCACUCAGGACCCGUGGCUCCAGGCGGCCCUCUUCUGUAUCUUUUUUACUUUGUUCACAGUGGCCCUGGCAGGAAACGGCCUGAUUAUUGCAGCCAUCCACUGCAGCCCCAACCUGCACACCCCCAUGUACUUUUUUCUAGUCAACCUGGCCAUGCUGGAUAUGAUCUGCACCUCAUCCAUCCUACCCAAGGUGCUGCAGAGCCUAGUUGCUGACAGUACCAUCUCCUUUGGCGGCUGCUUGAGUCAGAUGUUCUUCUUCACCUGGUCUUUGAGCUCUGAGCUGCUGCUCUUUACUGCUAUGGCCUAUGACCGCUACCUGGCCAUCUGCCGGCCACUGCACUACAGCUCACUCAUGAGUGGCAGGGUCUGUGUGGCCUUGGCAGCCUUUGUGUGGUUCACAGGAGCAUUCAACGCCUCCUUGCUGACUGGCCUUGUCCUGCGGCUGACUUUCUGUGGCCCCAACCUCAUUGCACACUUCUUCUGUGAGAUCCCACCUGUGCUACUGCUGUCCUGCAGCCCAACAUUCCUCAAUAAUGUCAUGACCAUCACUGCAGACAUGUUUUUGUCAGGCCUGAACUUUCUGCUGACCAUGGUGUCCUAUGGCUGUAUCAUUGCCAGCAUCCUGCGCAUCCGCUCAGCUGAGGGCAAGCGCCGUGCCUUCUCCACCUGCUCCUCUCACCUCAUUGUGGUCACCUUGUACUACUCCACUGUGCUCUACAGCUACAUCCGUCCAGCCCUUGGAUCUAGUGGACUUCUGGACAAGGCCAUUGCUGUCCUAUACACUAUUGUGACACCCACUUUAAACCCCCUUAUCUACACCUUGAGAAACAAGGAGUUUAAAGUAGCACUUAAGAAACUCUUUUCUUGUUCCCCUAAAUGA
Molecule: messenger RNA, 933 nt
Organism: Chrysochloris asiatica (Cape golden mole)
Lineage: Eukaryota; Metazoa; Chordata; Mammalia; Afrosoricida; Chrysochloridae
Product: olfactory receptor 13A1-like
Exons: 1
Coding region: 7-933 (308 amino acids)
Biological process (GO): G protein-coupled receptor signaling pathway
Cellular component (GO): membrane
Molecular function (GO): olfactory receptor activity; G protein-coupled receptor activity
Source: RefSeq, a predicted model, not a curated record